AAGUUGUUUGGGGUUUCAGGUAAAAGAUCCCGGAGAUGUUGCCUUCGCCAGAAAAAACAAACGGCGCUUCUGCUGUAUAAAUAUUGCAAUUGCAGUCGAUCGUCAGGCAGCUGGUGUGAUGAUGAAUGCUGACGAUUGCAAUGGCCGUUCGUACAUGUCAGGUAGUGGAGAUUCUUCAACAGAGCGCGAGUUUUUUGCAGGGCUCAGAGGACCCACUGUGAGCACACCAAACAGUCAACAGUCCUCACCCAGCCGCUCACUCAGUGCUAACUCCAUCAAGGUGGAGCUGUAUAGUGACGAGGAGGCAGGUGGUGCUCCACUGGCAGAAAGGAGAGUUGGGGAGAAGGAUGAAAGAUGGAAAGAUGAAAAGGGCGAGUUGGCAGAAGAUGGUGGUGUGGAGAUGGUCGGAGGUACACGAGGGCAGGCUGGGAGCGGCUGCGGGGAGAUGGCCAGCUCUGAGCCCGCAUCCCCAGGUCCCAUUCGGCUGCCCAAUGGGAAACUUAAAUGUGACAUAUGUGGGAUGAUUUGCAUUGGACCCAAUGUUCUAAUGGUGCACAAGCGCAGCCAUACAGUCUUGGUCUCUGUAGGUGAGCGGCCAUUCCAAUGUAACCAGUGUGGGGCCUCCUUCACUCAGAAGGGCAACUUGCUGCGUCACAUCAAGCUCCACUCUGGCGAGAAGCCCUUCAAAUGUCCCUUUUGUAACUACGCCUGUCGUCGCCGUGAUGCCCUGACAGGACACCUCCGCACCCACUCCGUGUCCUCCCCUACAGUAGGGAAGCCCUACAAGUGCAGUUACUGUGGCCGCAGCUACAAGCAGCAGAGCACCCUGGAGGAGCAUCGUGAGCGCUGUCACAGCUACCUACAGAGUCUGGACCACCAGCCUGCUCGCAACACCCAGCCUGCACACGGUGAAGAGUCCCAUAACAUGGAGAUGAUGUCUGAAGCCCUGAUCCAGUCCUCCUCAGAGAAGAUGACCUUCAUUGAUCGACUGGCCAAUAGCAUCACCAAGAGGAAGAGAUCUACACCCCAGAAGUUUCUGGGUGAAAAGCACAUGCGACUGAAUAUAUCCGAAGCACCUUAUGAACUUGACCCCAAUGCUGAUAAAGAAGGGGACAUGUUGCUUUCGCACCCCGAGGGUGACACCGCUGCUGUAGCAGGCAUGGGAGGGCGUUUCCUGCGGGCACCGAGAGGAGGCAGCAACGAUGUGGAUCCUUCCCACUCCCUGCGGAUGCCUCCCCACUCCGCCUGCCUCUCAGAGUUCACCCCAGUCAUCAGCUCCGUAUACCCUCACAUAACUCCUCUAGGGCAGCGUCUAAACUGUGCAGGGGGCAUCUCCAAGAGCCUGGCCGGGAGGGAGGCCGGCGAGGGUCAUGAAGAUGUGCCCUCUACCCGCAGCCGCGCCGCCUCGCCAAGCAACGGUUACCAAGAUUCGACAGACACUGAGAGCAUGGCAGAGGAACAGUACGUCAUCACCUCGGUGCCACCGGGAAACUUGAACCACCGCGGGCGAGAGCGGCACAGUCCUAGUCAUGCCAAAGAUAUGGACAUGGAAGGGGACAGGGAGAAAGGGGUUCCUGGGGGUUUACUGACCAAGGCGAGCCCGCGCUCGCCACCAGCGAGGGAAGCCAUGCAAGUGGUGGAUGGGGAAGGGCGGCCGGUGCGCUCCUUCCGCUGUGAGCACUGUCGCAUUUUCUUCCUGGACCAUGUCAUGUUCACCAUCCACAUGGGCUGCCACGGCUUCCGCCAGCCCUUUGAGUGCAACAUCUGCGGGCACCGCAGCCAGGACCGCUACGAGUUCUCCUCGCACAUUGUCCGCGGGGAGCACCAGGUUGGCUGAGGUGGGCUUGUAGAUGGCAGAAGUCGAGACUGGGGGGGAGAUGUACAGAGUUGUAUGCUGCUUUGAGAUGGCGUCAUGGCGUCUAGUUCGGUCUGCACCAGGUUGGGGCAUAUUAGCACUUGCUUUUAUAGUUAGCGGACAUCAUAUUUUACCGUCGAAGGCUAAUCACUUAGGUACGAACAUAAAACGUGCAAUUGCAUCCCGUGUUAGAGGAUGUCAAGAGGAUUCAAACGGAUUCUACCGAUUGCACUCCCAUACCAAGUCAUUCAUCGCAAGACACAGCUGUUUUGCUUUAGAAGUGCCUUCCUUCCGUGGGGUUUAUUUUUUAUCAGUUGAGAAGAGAAAUUCGAGGUGUGAGAUUAGGUCUAUACUCAUCUGUUCGGUGGCGUUUACAUAGAGUCUGCCUCUUGAAGAGAGAAAGACAAUGAACUGCUUUGGCGUCCAAAGUCUGGACUGUUUCCAGAGUGGUUUUCCAAAUUUCUGAGCCUGUUAAACAAGAGAAAGC
Molecule: messenger RNA, 2342 nt
Organism: Sinocyclocheilus grahami
Lineage: Eukaryota; Metazoa; Chordata; Actinopteri; Cypriniformes; Cyprinidae
Product: zinc finger protein Eos-like
Exons: 8
Coding region: 119-1837 (572 amino acids)
Biological process (GO): regulation of transcription by RNA polymerase II
Molecular function (GO): DNA-binding transcription factor activity; RNA polymerase II cis-regulatory region sequence-specific DNA binding
Source: RefSeq, a predicted model, not a curated record